ACAAAAAAAAAAAAACAGAAAAUAGAAAAAGACAUGGGUCGAGUGAGCGAGGAUGAUAUAUUAAGCAGGCUAAACAAGUACUUCGGUUACAAAGCCCUGCGCCCGGGCCAAUUGGCCAUCAUGCAAAAGGUCUUCGAGAGGAGGGACGUGCUCGUUUGCAAGGAAUCCGGCUUCGGGAGGACCUUGUGCUAUCAGCUGCCGGGACUCAUGAGGGACGGCGUCGUCCUGGUCGUCUCGUCCAUACGAUCGCGCGUCGAGGAGAAGUGCACCGAUCUGGCCGAUUUCAACGUAAAGUGCGCCUACCUGAGCAGUAGCGCAAAGUCAAAGUCGUACAAUGACGAGCAGGACCUGCGAAGUUUGCUGAUGAAAAAGAACAAAAUCCUCGACGAUUUGCGCAACUUCGCGGCCACCGGGUUUAAAUUCUUGUACGUGACGCACGAGUACUACGCCAACUCGAGCCGGCUCCAACAGAUCGUCAAGGACAUUUACAAGAAAAACCUCCUUCAGGCCGUCGUUCUCGACGACGUGCACUGCACCGCGAAUUUUCGCACCGUAUUUCGCAAGGACUACUCGAUCUUGGGAAAACUACGGGACUCGUGUCCCAACGCCGCGUUCUUGUGCUUCGUCAAGCCCAUCAGCGCCAACGGCAUCGCCAUCAUUCGCGACACCCUCAACCUCAAGCAGCCCUUUGUCCUGAACGAGCCAUUGGUCAAGGAAAACAUGUCGUACAAGGUGAUGUACACCCCGGAAAAGUACUACUCGAGUCAAUUGGUCGAUUUCAUAAAGGACACCUUCCCCGAGAAGACGGGCAUAGUCUACUGCCGCAACCGGGACGACUGUCUCCUGGUCUGCGAGAGGCUCAAGGAAGCCAACGUCAGGAACCUCUACUACCACGCCCACCUGUCCGACGACGACAAGAACUGGCUUCACCAGUGGAUCGGCUCCGAACAGAUAGUCGUUACUUGCGUGACGGGGUCCGAGGUGGACAUGCACCUGCCGAGCGCGAGUUACGUCGUCCACGCGACGCUACCCGCCAGCCUGGACGUGUACAUGCAAGAGACGAGCAAAGUCGCGAGGAGCGCGGACAGCGUGUGCGUCCUGUUUUACAACACCGCUGACGCCAAGGCCAAUCUCCAGCAGCUGGCUGAGACGUACCGCGAGAAGAGCAAGCGCGCGAGCCGCGAAUCCAAAAGGACCUACCGCUCCGAGUUCCAGGAGCAAGCCAAACUAGUCACGGAGGCGGCCACCUACGCGGAGAACAGCUGCGCCUGUCGGCAGAUAUUUCUGCUCAGCCGGGGCUUGAGCGAGGACAACGUGGCGUCGACGCCGUGCGGGGUGUGCGACGUUUGCGAAGUCAUGAAGGGCUCCCUGGUCGUCGACGUCGGCCACUGCCUCAGGAAGAUACUCAUGGCCGUGUGGGCGAUCAACGUGCGCCAGAGCGGCUUCGAGAAGGACGGCGAUGCUUUUUACGACGUGGACACCGACGAUCUGGUCGAUCUGCUUACGGGGAGCGCGAGGAAGCGCCUCGCGGCGUCCUUUCUGCCGAGCGAGUGGUUCUUCGCGUCGUUCAGCUCGUGGGACCGGGAGCUGUUGCAGAGGCUCGUUUUUUUGCUGCUGGGCAAUAAGCUCGUGGCCCUGAAUCACGCGUUUAGCGACAAGUUUGAGAGCAAGGCUCGGAACUUGGUCAUUACGCCCAAGGGCCAGGAGUUUGUCAAGUCGACCACCGAGUACAAUAUUCCAUUCUCACGAAAAGACGUUGCCCUGACCAAGUGGCUGAGCGUGGAAAAAAUCACGAGUCAGUACAAACGCGACCUAGAGAACGUCGUGUUGUAUUACUCGCUGCACCAAGGAAAGCACUUUUUCGAUAACGUCUCUUUCGUUUGCGAUCUCCUCGAGGAUUGUCCAGGCUCGUGGGAGGAUUACAAAACUAUGAAAUCUAAAUACACGACGAGCGACAAAUGCCCCUUUGACGAAGACUUGUUUACCGUCUGCUUAAUGUAUUAUCAAGUCAUGAAAAAAAUCAUCAAAGUGAGCCAUGGAUCAAACGAAAUCUCGAGAAGCCAACUCGAAGAGUCUCAUUACAGGCUGUUUAGACGGUUUUAGCGACGUGGAUUCCUACGAAAAUUUGAUGGAGAAACGAUUCCGAAACAUGAAAAAGCCAACUUCCUUGGUCUCUGCUGUGGGUAUCAACGUGCUGCGUUCCGUCGUCGCGUUACACUCGACCCUUGGCCAAUGCGUCAUUGCAACGAGUACUCCGCUGGAAAAAAAAUGCCAAUCCUACGAUUUAAAGGGCUCGAUGUGCGUGUCACCCUCGCCGCCUAUGAACAGCUACCUGAACAACGCCCAGAUCACGGGGUUCAUUGAUUCAAAACUGUUGACCCCAGAUACGACUGCCGAUGACAGAGAACUAGCUAACCAGUCCGGUGUUAAGAGACCUUGUGACGAAACGCAGGACGCAACAGCAUCGGACAGCGGAUUGCACAAAAAAUUAAAGUACCAAUCGUUGCUCGACACGUAUCACUUGAGAAACAAUACUCAGAAUGUCGACAGAUAAAAAGAUUCAUCCGAGAUGACGCGUUUAAAGCGGCAAAUGUUUAUUUCUUUUCUUUUCUUUUUUUUACGUUGUUGAUAGUAAUGUCGAUUUUUAUAGCAAGUUUAAAAAACGAAAGCGCAGUUGAUUUAGGGAUAUUUCUUUUGUAACGCAUAAAAAUCCUUUUGAAAAAUGCUUUCAUUACAUUUUUUUUCAAUUUUGUAAUUUUACGGCUUCAGUGAUAAAAUAUAAUUGAAAUAAUGAUGCAAA
This is a messenger RNA of Copidosoma floridanum, 2800 nucleotides long. RefSeq names its product putative ATP-dependent DNA helicase Q1. The record is from RefSeq and is a predicted model, not a curated record. NCBI's taxonomy places the organism in Eukaryota, Metazoa, Arthropoda, Insecta, Hymenoptera, Encyrtidae. Gene Ontology annotation, molecular function: 3'-5' DNA helicase activity; ATP binding; nucleic acid binding. Gene Ontology annotation, cellular component: chromosome; cytoplasm. Gene Ontology annotation, biological process: double-strand break repair via homologous recombination.